AUGGCUAGUGAAGAGUUUAGAGCGCUGGAGGAUUGUGUAAAUAAAGUAAAUGUCAACACGACCCACUUAGAAAAGUUUUUGAGUCUUCAAGAUGAUGUGGCUGCAGACUUCACUUCAAUUACAAAAACUCUCUAUGACCUCCAAAAAGCCCACGAGCCACAACAGUUUAAAGGAAGUCCGCUGGUGGAGUUGGCGGUAAAGAACUUUGAUGAGGAGCAGAUCUGGCAGGAACUGGAGCUACAAAACAACCCUGUUUUACAACACUUUCAACAGUUUGUGGAGAAUAUUUUGUCAGAUGAGAUAGCAUUUGAGGAAGAUGAGGAAGUAAAUGAAAAUGACAAAGCAUUUUCUGAUAACGAAGAAGCAGCAACAGAAGAAGAUGAAGAGGAGGAAGAAAACAACUAUGACGAUGAUGAGGAAAAAGUUAAGAAACCUUCAAAGAAAAAGACUGCUGUCAGUGACGAUGAAUUCUCUAAUGAGGACUCUGAUGUAGAUUUUGAUGUGGAUGCAUUGGAGAAAAGGGAAAAAAUCAAGAAAAAAACAGAUGGAAAUAAGUCCAAAACAAGAGGAAUUCCUUCUGAAGUGGAUGAUACGUUCUUUAAAUUGUCAGAUAUGGAGUCUUUCCUUGAUGACAUGGACAAGCGGGAGGGAAAGGACAAUGAGAAUUUAGAUGAUGUCGAUUAUUUUCAAGAUUUGCCAUCUGAUGAAGAAGAUGGGCUUUGUCUGGAGAAGAUGCUUUCGGCCAAGAAGAAAAAUAAAAAAGUUAAAAGUUCCAGGAAUCUUAAGUAUCAAGAUUACUUUGAUCCUGUGGAUGGAGAAAUUGCAAAAGCCGAUUCACAAGAGGAGGAGGAGGAGGACGAUGAUGAUAAUGAUGAUGAUGACGACAAAGAAGAAGAGGAGGGUGAGCUUGACGAAGGGGACGAAUCUGAAGAUGAUGAGUUUGAUGACUCAAAACAAUCCAUGGGCAUUAACAAACAGAAAAGGGUGAAAUUCAACCUUUCAGGAGAUGAGGACAGCGAAGGAGAGCAUAUGGAGGACAUAUUUGGUGGAAAAUCAGCUAAAACUGAAUCAAAAUCAUCAUUUGAAAAGCGACAAGAGAAGAUCUCUGAGAAAAUCGGCGAGCUGGAGAAAGCUGCAAUGGCAGAAAAGCCGUGGCAGCUGACCGGAGAAGUGUCGGCGCAGGCUCGCCCCGAAAACAGCAUGCUCGAGGAGCACGUGGAGUUCGAACAGUCCUCUAGAAUGGCCCCUGCAAUCACAGAAGAGACAACGUUACAACUUGAAGACAUCAUCAAGCAGAGGAUUAAAGAUGGGGCUUUUGAUGAUGUGGUCCGUAAAGAAAAACCCAAGGAGGAAGUGUUUGAGUACAAGAAGAGGUUAACCUUGGAUCAUGAGAAAAGCAAACUAAGCUUAGCAGAGGUCUAUGAACAAGAAUACAUAAAAAAGAUUCAGCAAAAGACAGAAGAGGAGGAAAAUCCAGCUCAUGUAGAGAUUGAAAAACUCAUGGACACCCUCUUCCUCAAGUUAGAUGCCCUUUCAAACUUCCACUUCACCCCGAAACCAUCUGUUCCUGAGGUUAAAGUGGUCUCUAACCUGCCUUCUAUUGCGAUGGAGGAGGUGGCUCCAGUCAGUGUCAGCAAUGCCACGUUACUCGCUCCAGAAGAAGUAAAGGAAAAGAGCAAAGCUGGCGAUAUUUUGGGCGACACCGAAAAGACCACAACGGACAAAAAGCGUGAUAGGCGUCACAAGAAAAAGGUUAAGCGUCUCAAAAUUCAGGAGAAAGAAAGAAGACAAAAGCUCAAAGAGGCCCAACAAACUGGAGAAAAUAAGAAGCUAUCCAAGGCUCAAGUCGCGGAAAGUGUAAAGAAACUCACAAAAGGUGGCAAAGCUACACUGCUGAAGGAUGAAGGAAAGGACAAAGCCCUACGCUCCUCUCAAGCCUUUUUCUCUGAGCUGCAGGAUCAAGUAAAGAGCCAGAUCAAAACAAACACCGAAACCGCUGAAAGUGUUCGACACAUUUGCGCUGUAACUCCUGGUAGGCUCAUAACAUGUUUGCUUGCUAUUAGCAGACUGAAACUUCUGGAAAAAAAGAAAACCGAACUUGCACAGAAGGCACGAAAGGAAAUUGCUGAUUACCUCGCUGCGGGUAAAGAUGAGCGGGCACGAAUCCGAGUGGAACAGAUCAUCAGAGAAGACUAUCUGGUGGAGGCGAUGGAGAUCCUGGAGCUGCACUGCGACCUGCUACUGGGACGAUACGGCCUCAUUCAAUCCAUGAAAGAGCUGGAUCCAGGUUUACAAGAAGCAGUAUCUACUCUUAUCUGGGCAGCCCCUCGUCUUCAGUGUGAAGUGGCUGAGCUAAAAACGGUUGCCGAUCAGCUGUGUGCAAAGUAUAGUAAGGAGUAUGGGAAGCUGUGCAAGACAAACCAGAUUGGAACUGUCAAUGAAAGGUUGAUGCACAAAAUGAGUGUUGAGGCUCCUCCUAAAAUCCUGGUGGAGCGUUACCUGAUAGAGAUCGCAAAGAACUAUAAUGUGCCGUAUGAGCCUGAUGCCAUGGUGCUUCCAGAGGUGUGUCCAGGGGAAGAGGCUGAUCUGAUCGACGUGAACCAUGACAGGAAGGGGGGAGGCGGAGGCGGUGGUGGUGGCUUCACUGCUCCUAUGGCUCCAAUGCCUAUGGCCCCAAUGCCCAUGUCCAUGCCCAUGCCAACCGCCUUCAACUAUCCCACACCUAAAGGAGCACAACCAUAUAAUCCUUCCGUCGGGACUUACAACAACUUCCAGUCUCCCAUGGGAGGGGGGCAGCCUCCACAGUUGCCCACUUGUCCCCCCACAUACGAGUCCAUUGAUGACCUAACUGAUAAUUCCUCUGCCCCUUCGCAGGCUGUCGCCUCUGGUCCUUUUCCUCAUGGAUUUGACAGCAAUGCUUUGCCAGAGCUGCCUUCGGUUCCAGACACACUCCCCACAUCUUCGUUUGGUGGAAAAACAACUUCCUCAGACGACAUUGAUUUUGAUGAUUUGACACGAAGGUUUGAAGAGCUCAAGAAGAAGACCUAA
This is a messenger RNA of Knipowitschia caucasica, 3048 nucleotides long. The record is from the annotation of a GenBank genome assembly. Lineage: Eukaryota; Metazoa; Chordata; Actinopteri; Gobiiformes; Gobiidae.